Messenger RNA from Necator americanus (New World hookworm), 780 nucleotides. RefSeq lists its product as uncharacterized. The record is from RefSeq and is a predicted model, not a curated record. Bases 1 to 780 code for a protein of 259 amino acids. NCBI's taxonomy places the organism in Eukaryota, Metazoa, Nematoda, Chromadorea, Rhabditida, Ancylostomatidae. The transcript has a single exon.
AUGCCUAAAGAGCAGCGCAAGCGGAAGAUGAGGACUCUUAAGCUUCAGCUCGACUACGUUCUGGUGAGGAACAUUCCUCAGUCAGAUAUCCGGAAAUCUACAGCUGUUUGGGACGUCGCUUUCGACUCUGACCACCGUCCAGUUCUUCUCAGCUUCAAGAUACGGUUCCACAAGAGAAACCGAGGAGUUCCUCAUCAACCGAAAAUCGACAUGGCAGAUCUGAAAGACGACGAAUGCAGAACAAAAUUCCGCCAACGUGUGUCUAUUCAUGUUGGAGUACGGACCAGGAAGAAGCUUAGCGAUGCGGAUUCCUUCACAAAAUGCACCCAGGACGCUGCAAGGGCCGCGCGCAGUGCCGGUGACUUCAACCAGGAAAAGCGUCUUAGAGGGAAGCUGCGUCGUCAACUGCAACAAGAGAGCGAUAACGAGUGGAUGUCAAGAGCGAUGGAGUUCGAGAAGGCGUGGGAGCACAGGAACCCGCGGAAAGUCUAUGCUCUACUAAAACAGUAUAUGGGCAAAAUGAAAAGAUGUUCUUCAGUCCUCAACACUGCCAAUGGAGUAGCUGUCGGUGAAGCAACCGUUCCAAUUUGGAGGGAAUACUUCAAGACCUUGCUGAACCGGCUAGCACCCUCAGCUCCUGAGCUCGAGCACGUUCAUAGACCGAAAUAUGCGGUUAACGAGGAGCCACUGACCGAGUCCGAGGUUCUAGUCUGUAUUCAAAAAAUGAAGAAUGGAAAAACUGGUGGAGACGAUGGGAUUAGCGCAGAAAUGCUAAAAUAA